Molecule: messenger RNA, 612 nt
Organism: Musa acuminata AAA Group (dessert banana)
Lineage: Eukaryota; Viridiplantae; Streptophyta; Magnoliopsida; Zingiberales; Musaceae
Product: zinc finger protein 2-like
Exons: 2
Coding region: 1-612 (203 amino acids)
Source: RefSeq, a predicted model, not a curated record
AUGGUAGGAGAGGCCGGAGGCGGAGUCGAGGUGGAGUUGGACCACCACGUCAUAGGCGUGGUAGGUGGGGGCACAGGAGAGGAUGAAAUGGAAAAUGGAGAUGUGGUAGAAAAAGAAGCAAGGGAUCAGAAGCCAGGACAGCAAACAACUGGUUCUAUUGGCGGUGAGAGCUUUCGCGGAGAUCAUCAGCCAUGGUUGGAUCUGACACUCGGUAGGAGAACCGCUCCAACUGAUGGAAGCUCUUCUUCUCCACGACCCCAACCUCCAAACCGAAAGAUGUUCUCGUGUAACUUCUGCAUGAGAAAAUUCUUCAGCUCACAGGCUUUGGGGGGCCAUCAGAACGCACACAAGAGAGAGAGGGGCGCCACGAGAAGGCCUCACCACCAUCUGACAGUUCAUUCUCAUUCCAUGGUUCCCAAGCAGCAUUCGGAGAAAGGCAUGUCUAUGGUGGCGAGAUGUUAUCAGAUCAACCCUGACAUCGAGGUGACGAGGAUUCCCUUUGCACUUGACGAAGCCAGAGGUUGGAAGUGGCCUGGAAGCUUUCAAGAUGUCUCUCGCCCGACAGACCAACCAUCAGAACAACAAAACCUUGACUUGAGUCUCAGGCUUUAA